AUAGGUUUGUGAAAUAAAUUGUGGAUAUGAUGGUUUUAUAAGAUGGCAUGGCCCCCUUGACCACCAUUCGCAGCAGAUUCAUAAUUGAUUGAGUGAAGGUUAAUAAUGAUCGAUCCCACAAGGCAGGAGAAGGAGGAAAAAGUGGAAGAAAAUCAGAGAGAGUUUGAAAGUUGAAAGGCAUUGUUAUUUGUCAGCUACAUAUCUCAAUGUUAUAGUAAUAGCCAACCAAAUGCCAUUUACUUACAACUACUAAACUUGGUAACAGGAACGCACCCUCUCCAAGGACAAAGAGGCAAUUAAUAAUAAAGGCUCACACUUUCAAGUUUCACACUCAGUCACCCAAUUGAAACCACCUUUUCUCUUCUCUUACCGCCGAAUGAGUUACAACUAUGUAACAUUGGUUGAGUUGAGGAUAAGGUUGCAGAUCCUUGAGGUACCAAUCAGAUGCAGCCUUUCAGAACAUAUUCAAAAAUGAUUCAAUUUAGUUUCUUUUCUGGCUGCAUACAUAACAUAACAUAGCAUAGCAUACACUGCAUCUGCAACAGCAGCCUCAGGCUGUGGUUAAUUUAUAUCUUCUUAACAGUGCUGCUAUGCUAUGAUAUGAUGGGACUUUCCCUUUGGGUUUUUCAUUUGCUCGAUGCCGUUAUGCCCAUGUCCCUCUUCUGUGCUCUUUUGGACUUUUGCAAUUAACCAACUUAUAUGAUGAGAGAGAUCAACUCAGACUCACUCCAAGACCCAUCAUUUUCUUUCAGCCUUCUUUAAUAUCCAUGAGUUUUUUUUUUUUUUUUUUUCACUUAUGGACCUAAACUAUAAUAAUACAACCUUUUUUCGUGUGUACACAUUCUUGUCUUUUUCUGCUCCUUUGUCUUUUUUUCAGGUACCACUCUGUGAGUCUGGCCUCUUGAAACCUGUGAUUUUCCCUUGGAGCUAUUAAGGUCCGGGGAAGAAUUUUCUAGCCUUUGUUCCUUUCCCUGCUUGGUUUUUAAAAGGGUUUAUCAGGGUUCCCAUUUGAGAAUUUUUUUUUCAAAACACUUUCCUUUUUGGAGGUUAUUGAAACAAGGGCAAGGCAGCAGAAGGGAUUGCAGAACUCAUACCAAUGGCAGAUUGGGGUGGUUUUCUGAACAAAACCAGCGGUUUUGGUGGGGGGUCAACGAGAAAUGAAGACUUUGACGAAGAAGAUGUGUUAGGUGUGACCAUGGAGAGGGACUAUUUAAGCCCAAAAAUAAUGGUAUCUAAGGAGUCCUCUGAUUCUUCUUCUUCCUCUGCAUGGCGCAUCUCAACCUCACCAAGAAAGAUUCCAAGAACUAACAGUAUCACACUACUACCCUCCUUGGAAUCUGAUGCAAAUGAGGUUCGAGGAUCCUCAGCACCUAUGGACAUUCCUGACUGGUCUAAAAUAUAUGGGAAAAAGUGUGUUGAGGAGGAGGGUGUAAACAAGAAGUUUGAUUGUAGUCAUCAUGGGGAUCAUUACCAUGGUGAUUAUGGUGAUGAUGACGACGACGAUGACGAUGACAUGAUUCCUCCUCAUGAAUGGAUUGCUAGGAAACUUGCAAGGAGCCAGAUUUCAUCUUUCUCUGUGUGUGAAGGGAUUGGGAGGACACUGAAAGGGAGAGAUCUGAGCAAAGUGAGAAAUGCUAUUUUGACCAAAACAGGUUUCAUAGAGUAGAAGUAGUCUAUAGUCUCUAGUCUAUAGUCAUAGUGAUGGUCAUGUCUUUAUCGACUUCAUAUUUGGCAUCACCAUAUCCACAUGCAAUGAAGUCAUCAUCAUUAUCAUUGUUAGACUAGGAUCCCAUCAUGACAUGCAAUCUCUUUUAUUUGAUUUAUGUUGGCACUCAUGUAUGGAAUGUGAGUGAGCUGCGGAACUCAUAAUAGAGCCUGAACUGUACGAGAAAGCCAGUGGUGCCCUUUUUUGUUUUUUUGUUCUUUUUGUUUUCUUGUUCUAAAUUUUCUGGGAGGAGGGGACUGGCAGCCUCUGAAAUUUUGUCUGGAUUUGUAUUAGACUUUAGGCGAAUGGAGUCUGUGUUUUUAUAUAGAGUUUAUUAGUCUUCCAAGUUUU
Molecule: messenger RNA, 2056 nt
Organism: Cajanus cajan (pigeon pea)
Lineage: Eukaryota; Viridiplantae; Streptophyta; Magnoliopsida; Fabales; Fabaceae
Source: RefSeq, a predicted model, not a curated record